AUGGAAGAAAUGCAAAAUUCAGAUUAUGAGGAGUUUAUGGAAAGAUACCAAAAAAUGGAUAAUGAUAGGAAAUGGAAAUUAAUGACUGGAAGGAUAGUUGAAGACAAAAUUUCUGAUUUGCCAAAGUCUAUGCAUUUAGGUAUUACAUAUCCUACAGAGCCAAUUCUUAUUAAUGCAGCCACCAGUAUUCUACUUGUCAUUGAUGGUGGAAACAGAGGCGAGCUUGUGGCUAGGAUAAUCUUGAUACUUGUAAAAGAUUUAUAUUUGAAUCACUCUUUGACUAUUGAUGGUGAGGAUGUCAUACAAGUUAAAAAUCUUCAGGAAUCAAUUGAUCCCAAUUAUCCUCAAACUGCAACCAAUAAUCUUCAAGAUUAUCUUUUAUUUGAUGAUGCAAAGGAACAAAAUACACGAACUUACAUGCAUCCUGGUGAUAAUCCCACAAAACAACAAAAAUAUGCAGCAGUUUUAGGAUUUAGUGCUGAUAUAUAUCCAUUUUUCUUAGCAUUACCUGAAAAUAUAAUCAAUGAGUUGGAUUUGUUGUUAAAAAGUGAUAUGGACCAUGAGCAAAUCGUUGAAACAAUGCAAGACAUAAAACAUAAAAAAAUGUCUUCAAGAAGAUCAACAAUGUCAUAUAGAACCUCUUAUAGCUCAAUUAGUUCUGAAAUUAUUAGUGACAACAGAAGUGACAACAGAAACAGCAUCAAUAUUGAAUAUACUACAUCCAAACGAAGAAAAGAUUUUGAACACACUUUAAGGGACUGUGAUGAAAUAUUAAAUUUCAUUGUACGUGGAUAUGUGUAUGCAACCGAAGGUGCUGUUGAUUUAGAAGGAGUUGAACUUAUAGAUGUUGAGACUAAAUUGAAAAUAGAAAGAGAAUCAUUAGAAAAAAUUAUUGUUAAAUGCGAUGCAGGACAAGAAAUUGACUUUUUGGAUUCUCAUGAAGAAGAAGUAAAAAGAUUAAACAUAAUUUUUGAUGAUAGAAGCGAAAAAGAAAAAUAUUUUCAAAAUGAACAUUAUAAUGAAUUUAAACAAAAAGUUUGGGAAGUAAACCAUCAAGAUGAACCAAUGCCACCAUUAGAUGCUGAUGCAGAUGAUGAUAUUGUAGUUGGUAGACAAAAAGAGUCAUUAAAAUGCCCAAUCACUACCUUGUUAUAUGAAGAACCAGUCACAAGUAAUGUUUGUAAACAUACAUUCUCAAAAAGUGCAAUUUUACAACUGAUUUCACGCAAUAGAGAUGUUGUUUGUUGUCCAAUACCUGAUUCUUCUACUUCUAUUUCGUUUCGUGAUGUCGAUGAAGUUGAUGAUAUGAAACAUUUUAGUAGCAUUUACCUUUUAUAUUGCUCAAAAAUCGGUAUCCAAAUGUAUAACCCAGAUGCUACACCUACAACAGCAGCAAUUAAAAUUGGCGAAUGUCUGCCAAAAAAAAUGCUCAUGAUUUUUGAUUUACGACAAAAAUUUUUUGGAGAUCAACAUCGUGCAAACACGUGA
Entrophospora candida is the source of this 1488-nucleotide messenger RNA. NCBI's taxonomy places the organism in Eukaryota, Fungi, Glomeromycota, Glomeromycetes, Entrophosporales, Entrophosporaceae. The record is from the annotation of a GenBank genome assembly.